Messenger RNA from Vicia villosa (hairy vetch), 3990 nucleotides. RefSeq lists its product as uncharacterized. The transcript is spliced from 9 exons. Lineage: Eukaryota; Viridiplantae; Streptophyta; Magnoliopsida; Fabales; Fabaceae. The record is from RefSeq and is a predicted model, not a curated record. Bases 2384 to 3232 code for a protein of 282 amino acids.
UUUCCAACAACUUCAUUUAUUUCAUCUCACCAACUUCGCUUUAUCAUAGUUACUAAUUUUUACUUUGAUUUUCAUUUUUUUUUACUUUCUAUUUAAACAAACUAACACACUUUGGAUUUUCAUCACCACCUCGAUUCUCCUAUCAUCCUUUUCAAACUACUUUUUUUUCCAUCUUCAACAAAGUAGUAGCCUUCCAUCCAGCUCGUUGAGUUUUGUAGGAGACAUAUGAGACUCUUCAAAUAUGGAGAGUCUUGCAACUAGGUUGAUAAUACAGCACCGUUCAAGCACUAACUAUGAGGAGAAGUGUUCAAUGACUGUUAAGGAUCUGGAACAGUUUUGGGUAUGAGCGGAAUUGGUAAAUCAGGUAAAUAAGUUUAUCUUUGUCUUUUGUUAUUAAUCAAUAAAUUUAAAGUGACUUUGAGAAAAAAAUUUAAUGAAAAAUCUAAAAUUAUCUAAAAGACAAAUUUACUUUUUUUUUUUUAAAGGGUCUUUAUAAUCAGUGUCUUCAGAUACUUUUUAAGCAUACUAAAUAAGAAAAAUAUUUUUUAUAAAAGUAAACAUUACAAUUUUAAAUACAAUUUUAAUGCAUUAAAUACACGCAUUUUAAUAAAAACUUACUCCCACUUUAAUCACUUAAAAAGUGUCUUAAAGACAUUGGUUAGCAUUUCGCUUUUUUUAAAUGGGUAUGUGUUGUAAAAGUGUCGAUUUGCUUAUACUCAACAUUAUUUAUUUAUUACUGCAAUUGAUUUCAUUUAAUAUUUUUGGAUUCGAUAAAUAGAUUAUUAAUUCUUUAAUCUUCAUUGCCAGACUUCAAAAACUUCAACUAUUUUAUUUUUAAAUUUUUUAACUUUUAAACUUAAAUGUUAAUAAUGCUCUACAAUAAAAAAUAAAUAUGUCACAAUAGAUUCAAAUGAAAUAAAAACUAUAAACUAAAAAUAAAUAAAUAAAAAUUUAAGCAAUAAAACAUAACUAUCAAAUAUGUUACUAUUUAGUAUAAAAAAAAUUACUGUAAACACUGUUUCUCUGUCUAUUAUAAAAAAAUUGUUGACGGAAAUAAAAUUUAUAUAAUUAAAAUAAAAACAUAUUUUUUUAAAUAUAAAUACUUCUAUACUUUAAAAAAAAUUAAAGUUUACUAACUAAUACUAUAUAAACAAAUAAAAUUAUUAUUUUUUGAAUCACCGAAGAUUGAUUUAAUUUAAAAAGCAAUUAGUGAUUUUUCAAUUAUUGAUCAUGCCGUUUAUCAAUUACGUGGUUUUUCAUCUACUAUCUACCCAUUAAUAAAAUGUUGCCCAAAUUUACUUAUUUAACCUUCCCCCCCAAAUUAUUUAUACUGCACAAAGGUUAUCUAGGUAAUUAGCAAAUGAAAAAAUCAAAUAUGCCAAUUGUACUGAUCUCAUUGGUCCAUUCCAAAAAUCUGUACUAACAUUUGGAAACUCGCCAUUUUCGUUUCCCUCCCAAACAAAUUAUAUUUUACUACUCUGCAAAAGUCACUUUUGAUUUAGAGAAAGGGACAAACCCAAAGCAUAAACCAAACACUGCUCCACUCGGUUUACCGUGAGUAUCGGCUUGAACACUUCCUUCAUCCGCCGUUUCUAGAACUCUCCGCAUUUUCCCUUCCUCAGGUAUGAAUGUACCACCUUCUCUUAGCUUUCGUUUGCCUGUUUAAAGUGUUUAUUCAUCAGAGUUUCUCCAAAGAACAUUAUACUUACAUUUGAGUUCUUCUGCAUUUUUUCUCCAAACAACAUAUAGUUGAUGCUACUGCUUCUUAUGUGUUAGGUUCUGUGGAACACCCAGAUGCUGCAGCACAUAUGUUAUACUUUAUGUUUUAUGUCCUCUAUGUUUUUUGUUUUAUGUCUGCAAAAUAUAGUUUUUCUAUCAUUUUAUGUUUUUAAAUGCUCUGAUCUGGAAAUAUGUCUAUAAACUAUGAUCUGAAAAGUUUUCUUUUAUCUCUGUUAUCUUAUACUUUCCAUCUAUAGCAGCGAAAAUGUCAAGACUUCCCAUUUUGAUUAAAGAUUUGGUCAAGGGAAAUCAGCUCUGGAAAAUGCACAUUAGGGUGGUUGAUUUGUGGGUUGUUAGUGAGAAAACUGGGCAACAACACCUUGAAGCAGUUAUGGUGGAUGUAAAGGGUGACAAGAUUCAUAUCACCACUCGGGCUAGAGACUUCCAAGAUUGGAUUGAAGUGGUCAAGGAGCAUGAGACGUAUUACCUUUAUAAUGGAGAGCCAGUUGACAAUGAUGGCCCUUUCAAAGUCUGUUUUAACCCACUUAAACUCAUAUUCAAUGGAGGGACUACCAUGACAAAAGUGGCGAUACCGGAAAUACCAACUCACAGCUAGACUUUUCACCCUAUUGAGAGAUUUCUCAAAGGAGACUUCAAGCAUGACAUGUUGUAUGAUGUCAUUGGUGUAUUACAAGAUGUUUUGAAAACCCAGAUGGGAGGUGGCGGUAGAAAAUCUUGCGUCAAUAUAACUUUGCGUGAUGUAGAAGGCAAUGUGAUCGAGCUGGUGUUAUGGGAGGAUUACGCCAAACAGUUCGUCGCCUACACUACCCCUAAUAACUUUGUCGGUCCUACUAUUAUUGUUUUGACACAUUCAUGGUGCAAGACUAAUACAGUUUCUGGUUUACCCUGUCUUUCGAACGCAUGGAGCGGUUCUAAACUUUACAUCAACUUGGAGCAUCCACAAGUUGAUGAAUUCAAAGCUAGUUUUGGAUCCAACCUACCUGUUGCUUCCCAAUCAUUGACUUGCGAUUCAUCUGUUCAAUCGCAAAACAAUUUUUGGACCAAAUUGUCUGAGGUCAAGAGUAUCCGUGCAGUAUCUAAAUUUGGAAGGGACUGUUUUGCAACCACCAUUGGAACUACCACUGGUUUUAAUGCCUCCAGGUUUGGAUGGUAUUUUGAAUCAAAUGGAAAUACGGAUGCUGAACGCGUUACUAAAUUCAAACUUGAAGUUGAGGUGGAAUAUGAUAACCAUAAGGGGAUAUUUGUUUUUUGGGAUAAGGAUGCUAUUCCUUAUACUAAACACACUGCUACUGAAUUAAGAGAAAUCAUGAAGAAGGCUGGAGAGGACAAUCCUAAGAUUUGGCCUACUCACCUGGAUGCGUUGUUGAAUAGACAGAUGGUGUUUCGUAUCAAAUAUCAAUCACAAUUUCGACGAUUCUCUAUUGUGAAGAUACUUAACGAAGACGGCCUUUACAAUAAGUUUGACACUGUAGAUGUUGUUGAUUGGCUGUAAUUUUUGGUAAAACUCAUUGUGUUUCUAUCUUGUCUAAUCUGGUGUCAUGACAUGCAUUCUACUGUUGUGAAGUUUUUCUUAUGCAGGCCUUUACCUGAUGUCAAGGCCGAUGUCAUGACAUUCGCAGCUGUUACGUUCUUUUCUAUUACUAUUUAUGGUUAUGUGAUCUGAUAAGAUCCUAUGCGCUUUAUUUGGUAAUGUUGGAUUCUGAUCUGAUUCAAGGACAUCUUUGAUGGUUAUUAUUUUUAGUUCCUUGAUUUAUGGAAAUUAGUUUUAUUAGGGUUAAAACUAAUUUGGAUCCAAGGCCCAGCUGCUGUGUUUUAUGAAGGCUAUAUAUUCUACGAAGAAGCUGCUGAUCAUGUUAGGGUUUUUGUUUGAGAAGCUUUAAGAGUUCUUUGUUUUAAGUUUUCGUUCUAGCCUUCUUGUAAGCCAAACAAUCAUCAUGAUGAUUGUCUUGGUCUAGGUGUUUUGUUUUGAGUUGUAAGAAGUACUCAAAGCUUUUAAGCCAGAGUACUAUUGUACUUGAUUAAAGCUUUUAAGCAAGAUCAAGUUGUGUCUUUGAAGUGUGUCUUCUUUGCUAUUCGUUGAGUGUUUUUCAUCACUGCUGUGAUUGAGGGGGAGUGAGUAGGAUCUCUGAUCUAAGUUGUUUAGAUUGAAGUUGCAUUGAGUAGAUAUUAAGUGAAAGGAGUAAUCUUGAUCUGUAUUACCUUUAAUUGAUAUUACUUAUAGUGGACUUCCUCCCUGGCUUGGUAGCCCCC